AUGGCGCGCGUCGUUAUUGUCGGUGCAGGACUCUACGGUCUCAUUGCCGCAAAGACUUAUUUACAAGUCGUGGGAGCCUACGACAGAGACACAGAUACCAAAAUCGACCUGACUGAUGUGCCCUCGUGCUUUACAGCAGCAGAACAAUUACCCUCAGGAGAUGCCGCCGAAAGUCUUCUGGUCAUGGACUCCGCAUCUGAUAUUGGAGGUACAUGGGCCGAGGAACGUUUGUAUCCGAAUUUACUGAGCCAAAAUUCCUAUGGUCUAUAUGAGUUCAGCGAUUUGGCUCUGUCAGAGGUUGUUCCAGAGGAGAAUUAUCAAGACGGCACGAAAGAUCAGUUCAUUGCAGGGUGGAAAAUCAACCGGUAUCUUCAUGCGUGGGUUGAAAAAUGGAAGCUUCGAAGACACAUUCGUUUGAACUGGAUGGUUGACGACAUAAGUCGGUUGGAGAAUAAGCAGUGGAAGCUCAACAUCACCAAAUUCACACCCACUUCGACGCAGAGAAUGACUAUCUUUUGUGACAAGUUGAUCCUCGCUACAGGGCUAACAUCAGUGCCAAAUCUGCCAGACACGAAAACCUCAUCCAAGACAGACAACCCUGUUCCAGUCAUCCACGCCAAGGAUGUUGGAAGCUGGGCUCGUGAACACUUGGGAUAUCAGCCACUGGAGGUACCGCUGCAGUCGGUCUCAAGUCAUCCACACAAUGAAUCUGGAUACCCAGAUCUAAAGUCCGUUGCAAUAUAUGGAGGUGCAAAAUCAUCCUUCGAUCUAGUGCAUUUCUUCGCUACUCUGCACCGCAACGACCCAAAGCUGCGUCUCGCUCUCAAUCAAAAGAGCCCGAUCCAGGUACAUUGGAUUAUUCGCGAUCGAGGUGCAGGUCCUUCAUGGAUGGUACCCCCGACGUCAACGCUCCCAAAUGGCGACACCGUUGCAAGUGACAAGGCCGCGAGUACUAGAUUGCUCAGCCAUCUAACUCCAUGCUGCUAUGAGACUCCAAAGCGAUUCUCUUUCAAAGACUUCCGGUGGGAGGGAGGAUGGCUGGCACGGCUUUUCCAUGGAAACCCGCUGGGUCGAUGGUGGAUCAAGAUGUUUUGGCGCUCCAUUGACAAAAGCUUAGAACAAGAAGCGCAAUAUGAAUCAGAUCCGAAACUGGAGAAAAUCCGUCCGAAAAAUAGUGUUGUUUCCUGUGCCUCUGGUAUUGGUAUCGCAAAUCAAGGAGAUCUUUGGGAGGCAAUCAGAUUGCCUCAUGUGCACAUUUACCGAGCAGGAAUGUCCAGCAUUGACGUUCCAGACUCACAGGAAACCAUCGACUCGGCUGGCAAGGCCGUGGUUCAUCUGUCAGAUGGGAUUUUCAUUGACGGCGUUGAUUUGGUUGUCCACGCUACUGGCUAUAGGCCAAUAGUUCCGAUCCAGUUCAGCCCACGCAGCCUUCGACUGAAUCUUGGGUUGUCUGCUCUGGUGGAUUCAGAGUCCCAGGACUAUGGCGAAGAUCAAGCCUUAUCAACAAUGCCAGAGAUUAUUCGGGGACCUCUGAGUUCAAGUCUGAAAGAUAGCAUUGAGCAUUGGGAGAAUCUGGACCGUCACUCCGAAUUGAAAGUUCGGAGCACUUUGCAUGCGACAAACUGUGUUCUUGCAGAUCGCCGUCCUCCCUCAUGGACUGCACCUCUUAAACUAUUGCCCUACCGUCUUUAUCGCCGAAUGGUUUCCCCAGAAUUAGUUACACAGGGCGAUCGCUCAUUCGCGACACUCGGUAUACUCUUGUCGUCGACAAUUGCUGUUGUUGCCGAGGUUCAGGCACUCUGGGUGGCGGCCUUCCUCACAGGGAAAUUCGACUCAGCAGACAGUGUCAGUUCAGCAAAUGAGGAUGGGCUUUCAUUUGCAGACUUCUUGGGGAACUCGAUGGAAGAUUCAAUCUCUGAGGAUGUGGUACUCGGUGCAUUGACGGGAACUGGACUUGAAGUUGAUGCUAUUUUGGUAUUUUGUUCCUGA
Messenger RNA from Penicillium nucicola, 1989 nucleotides. RefSeq lists its product as uncharacterized. The transcript has 4 exons. Lineage: Eukaryota; Fungi; Ascomycota; Eurotiomycetes; Eurotiales; Aspergillaceae. The record is from RefSeq and is a predicted model, not a curated record. The coding region runs from base 1 to 1989 and encodes 662 amino acids.